Molecule: messenger RNA, 4453 nt
Organism: Sphaerodactylus townsendi
Lineage: Eukaryota; Metazoa; Chordata; Lepidosauria; Squamata; Sphaerodactylidae
Gene: EPHX2
Product: epoxide hydrolase 2
Exons: 19
Coding region: 34-1728 (564 amino acids)
Biological process (GO): phospholipid dephosphorylation; cholesterol homeostasis
Cellular component (GO): peroxisome
Molecular function (GO): lipid phosphatase activity; magnesium ion binding
Source: RefSeq, a predicted model, not a curated record
GGGUGAAAGUGUCGUGGCUAGUCGUGGGAGGCCAUGGCGGGGAAGUGGCGCUUUGUGGUUUUCGACCUGGGCGGUGUGCUUUUCGGUCCCGGUCUGCAGGAAGGCUUCCGGCGCCUCGAGCGGUCGCUGGCCCUGCCCGGAAACUUCUUCCAAGAUGUCAUUGUACAAGGAGGUCAGGAUGGGCCUUUCUCCAAAGCAAUGUGUGGUCAAAUCGGACAGACUCAGCUUAUGGCCAAGUUGGACGAAGACUGCAAGAAAGCGGCUGCUGCCUCCAGACUCUCCCUCCCAGAGAAGUUCUCCAUUGGUCAGGCUUUUGAGGAGAUGGCAAAUGAAGAAUCACUGAACACAGCUGUUCUGCAAGCAGCCCUGACUCUGCAAAACAAUGGUUUCAAGAUUGCUGUCCUUACAAACAACUGGAUUGACGACACCCCCCUGCGACACAGCACGGGGCACAUGCUCUGUCUGCUGCAGAAGUACUUUGAUGCAGUGAUUGAGUCCUGUCGAAUUGGGCUGCAGAAACCAGAUCCCAAGAUCUAUGAGUAUACUCUGAAGGUGCUGAAGGCCCAACCUCAGGAGGUUAUUUUUCUGGAUGACAUUGGGGCUAACCUGAAGCCUGCUCGGGCGAUGGGAAUGGCCACCAUUCUUGUGAAAGAUGCUGACUCUGCAUUAAAGGAGCUGCAAGAUUUGACUGGGAUUCAGCUUCUCGGACAAGAAACCUGGCCAGCCGCCUGUGACCCAGAAAAUGUGACCCAUGGCUCUGUGACCAUCAAGCCUGGUACCUGGCUGCACUUCGUAGAGAUGGGUAAUGGCCCUGCAGUUUGCCUCUGCCAUGGCUUCCCAGAAUCAUGGUUUUCCUGGCGAUACCAGAUCCCAGCCCUUGCUGAUGCCGGCUUCCGUGUCCUGGCCUUGGAAAUGAAAGGCUACGGGACCUCCACAGCUCCAUCAGACAUAGAAGAAUAUUCCCAGGAGGCAAUAUGCAAGGAUCUGGUGGUCUUCUUGGACAAACUGGGCAUUUCCCAGGCAGUCUUCAUUGGUCAUGACUGGGGUGGGGCCACUGUGUGGAACAUGGCACUCUUUUACCCUGAACGAGUUAGGGCAGUGGCCAGCCUGAAUACACCCUUCAAGCCUGCAGAUCCUACAGUGGAUAUAAUGGAACUGAUCAAAGCUAUCCCUGUCUUUGAUUAUCAGCUCUAUUUCCAGGAACAAGGUGUGGCAGAGGCUGAACUGGAAAAGAAUCUGAGUAGGACUUUCACACUCAUGAUCCGGUCAACCAAGAAAGAGGAUCAUCUGCCUGGAGGUUCGGUUAAUGUCAGCAAAGUACGAGAACGAGGAGGCCUGCUGGUGGGACUUCCUGAAGAUCCCCCUCCAAGUUCCCUUUUGCCAGAGCCUGUACUCCAGUACUAUAUCCAGCAGUAUCAGAAGUCUGGAUUCAGGGGCCCGCUGAACUGGUACCGGAACAUGCCAGCAAACUGGAAGUGGAACGCCUCUGCCCAAGGCAGAAAGAUCAGAGUCCCAGCUUUGAUGGUCACUGCUGGGAAGGACAAAGUUCUACAUCCAGCCAUGAGCAAGCACAUGGAGGAAUGGAUCCCUCAGCUGUCCCGUGGCCAUAUCGAAGAGUGUGGACACUUUACACAGAUGGAGAAGCCUGCAGCUCUGAACAAAAUCCUCAUUGAAUGGCUGGAGGAAGUUCACAAGAAUACUUCUCUGCAAACAACUGCCAAACUCUAAGCAAGACUCCCAGUAUCCCUCCUGCCUGAAUGCUCACGGGCUGACUCAGGGGACUGUAGAGGAAUUAUUCAGAAAGCAUUGAAGUUGACAUAUAUUUUCAUAUAGAUGGUUUGCACAAAUCUGAUUAGAGGCUGUUAGGUUGCCAGAAACCAGCUGCUGAGACCAGAGGAGAAAACUCUUGAGGUUUUUCUUCAUUAUGUGCCUUAGUCCUUUUUCCAGCUAAGCCACGCAACCAGCGUUUUGGAGUUCAGCAGGGAGAAGGGCGCUGUUGUGCCGCUGUGGUUGAUUUCACUCCCAGCUAGUGUUGAAGCAAGAGGAGGUAAUGGUUUUGUGCUUCACAUGGGGUGGAAAAAUGCCUUCGUUCAGUCCUGGACCCUCAUCUGCUCAUCUUGUUUGUUGAAGCUUACUAAGUUUAGAGGCAAAAUAGAAACUAAGAAAACCGUCCAAGGCAAUUCGUACAUUUUCUAAUUAGUAUUGUGUGUCCUGGCGUAACAUUGUUGGUCAUUGUUGAAGCCGGAGCCUAUGAAAUGCUUUGGGGUUAACUCCAGCCCUGCGAGGGUGAGCUUCCCACCUCCUGUGAUGGUCUGCAGUUUUUCUUUUCUUUUUCAAAAAUAAAUACAGCUAUUUUCUCAAUUAAGCUAGUUAAAAGAUUAAGCCAGUUAAAGUGGAUCUGGGCAUUUUGCCUCUACCAAGAGGAAAAUGGACAGAAAAGCCCCCCUUGCUGUUUUUCUGCAUGAUGUAGAAAAACCAAAGGAAAGUUGCCUUGGAAGCAAGAAUUCAGCUAAAAGAUGCUGAGACCAAACUGGACAUUAUGGCGGGGGAUCUAUGAAUGUGUCCCUUAUGGGGUUGGUUUUUUUGCACCUCCAUUGCAGUUGGGUAGGAUUUAACCUUUUCCUUACAUUAUUUUCUCAACCUUAAGUCUCUCUCCUCCCCAACUUAUUUGUCCUAUGGGAGAAACAUAAAAGCCCCUUCCGCACACGCAAAAUAAUGUGUUUUCAAGUCACUUUCACAACUGUUUGCAAGUGGAUUUUGCUAUUCCGCACAGCUUCGAAGAGCACUGAAAACAGUUUGAAAGUGCAUUAUUCUGCAUGUGCAGAAUGAGCCAAAGAGAUUACUUAGAAACAGAACCAAAAGGUUCUCAAAGGGUCAUCUAGUCCACCCCCUGCACAAAUCAGGAAAUUCACAACUACUAUCCCAAUGACCCAUAUUCUAUGCCCAGAGGAAGACAUGUUUUCCUCUAGAGACCAAAUAGCAGUUCUGCCUGUUUAGUGCCUUUAAUGCUCCCUAUUCCUCCCCCCACCAGGAGCUCAGGAUAGUACGGACGGUCCCCGUUUUUCUCUUUUAACUUUCUUAUCCCAGCAACCCUGUAAAGUGGGUGAGGUCUAGACAGGUGGAGGAGCUGAAAGUGGAUCUUCCAGAUCCUAAUUUGAUACCCUAGCCACUGCAGCAUACUGACACUCAAAUUAGAACAAAGGGCACUUGACCUUUCCAUGGCUGCAAAGAAACCAACUUUGGAUCAACUCUUCAGAAAUCAGUCCAGGAUUUUGCUUUUUCCUCUGUGGGGAGGGAUGAUUCCAAGCCCUAUUACCAAAGCUGUUGUCGUCAGUGCUACCACCAAGCUACAGCUGGGCCUGACUCUUUCUCUCUGUUGAACCUGCCUCAUACAGUUGUUGCACAGAUGGGAGAAUAGCUCAUCUUUAUUUGAGUUUAACAGUCCAAAGGCCAGAUGGGAGAAUAAUUGAGCUCCCCAGAGAAAAGGUUGGGAUAAAAAUGUGCAAAAGCAGGCAAGAUCUCUACUGAGCAUCCUAGUGAGUCUUGAAUGUGAGUAUUAAAUGCAGAAUUGAGCUUCACGCUAAUCUCAGCUUUUAGAAAAAAAUUGGGGGCUCACAUCUGCAGGUUAUCUUUGGGAUGGUAGAAAUAAUUUGUGUUUGAUAUCUCAGGUGCCAGAUGAGUGGCCAAAUAAAAUUUCUAAUAGUCUGGGACAAAUUUGUGAGUCCUGGAAAGCUCCUUGUCUCUUUCCGCAUCUAGAAGCACGAAAAGAAGCACAUAUUGGGUAUGACCGUGCAGGUAACAGAAUUCAGCUUUCUUUGGUUCGGAAUUUGGAUUUCAGAAUCUUAAUCUACCGUCCAGUUAUAACUAGAGAUGUCGGAAACCCAGGUUCAAACCCCUCCUUUGCCAUGGAAACUUGAUGGGUGACCUUUGGGGCAGUUACACGCUCUCAUUGUCAAUCCUGGCAAGUAUUUGGAUGGGAGACCUCCAAGGAACACUAGGGUUGUGAAACAGAGGCAGGCAAUGACAAACCACCCCCGAUUGUCUCUUUCCUGGAAAACCCUUCAGAGUUGCCAUAGGUCAGCUGUGACUUGACAGCACUUUACACACGCAAGUUCCUGUUAACUGCUUUUAUUGCAAACAAAAUAUUUUUCUUCAGAAAACUGGUAACUGGAAUAAAAAUUCACAAAUGGUAUUUUUAAUAGCAUGGAGUAGUUCCUUGCUGGGACAAAGGGAGAAACUGAAAUGUUGGGUUUGGGGAUAGUAGUUUCUUUUUUCUUAUUGAGGCUGCUGCAGGGAUCCAUUCUGCUGUUCCUGUGAGUGGUUGCUUCUGUAGAUGAAGAUGCCUUAUCCCAGUGGUGGCAAACCUUUGGCACUCCAGAUGUUAUGGACUACAAUUCCCAUCAGCCCCUGCCAGCAUGGCCAAUUGGCUGAUGGCAGGGACUGAUGGGAAUUG